Messenger RNA from Nymphalis io (European peacock), 2183 nucleotides. RefSeq lists its product as uncharacterized. The record is from RefSeq and is a predicted model, not a curated record. The transcript is spliced from 4 exons. NCBI's taxonomy places the organism in Eukaryota, Metazoa, Arthropoda, Insecta, Lepidoptera, Nymphalidae. The coding region runs from base 72 to 1337 and encodes 421 amino acids.
GUUAGUAAGAAGUUAGUGUCAAACAAAAGUGCGCGCUUGCGUCGCUCGGUCGUCCGUCUGUAGCACGCGCCAUGCCGCUGUGCGACAAGUGGGUCGCGCUCAAGAUCCUACAGUUCUUGUUCUGCGUGGCGUGCCUGGUUGCGAAGCGAGUGUCCUCUGACGACGAGGCUCGCCUGGCGCUGCUCUUGCAGAAGUUUUCGCGGGAGUGGUCGCUCCUCACGUCCGUUACCUGGGACUCUGUUGGCGGAGCCUUUGCUGAUGCCACAUAUGGAGGUUACGUGAUAAUAACCUUCGCACUUAUAUUGGGUCGAAUCUUUCAAGAAGUACCGAAAGGAAGGCGGAUUUUGGAAGGUUUCCUGCUAGGAAUUGGAAUGCUUUUCUUUUUAAUUUUGGGUGGUCUAGAGCUGGCGUCACUAGACUCAGUCCCAAGAAACUUAAUAGUAAACGCGUCUGUUCUCGGAUCGCUGUCGCUCGCUACCGCUAUUCUAUUUCUAAUAGACCUUCUGGGCCCCAGAGUGUACACAGCAACACGACCUUCGCAAACCGAUCCAUUUUCUUCGCCGAAACCUGAGAAGAAAGUUUCAAUACUGACCCAUACGCCGGCGGCAACCAACGGUCACGUCCCUAAUGGAAAGCAUAACGGACACGUCCCUGCUGAAAGACCUAAAGAUUUAGAUCUUAACAAAGCUAAGGAAAAAGAAACGAAAAAAGAAGAGACCAGCUUGUUUGACGAACCCGACAGUGGCUUCACGAAAAUAGAUAAUCUUCCAAUAGAGAAAGAUCUAGAAAGAUCGAAGUUUGGAUCUUUGCGCAACGGCGUCGAGGCAGGAAAUUAUGUUCGACUCUCAGAUCCGUUGUCGAUACCGGACAAAUUGCAUUACGAACAAGAGCUUGCAAAAUUCAAUGAAAAAUAUCUAAGAGACUAUUUAGAUAACGUAGCGGGCAGGUUGCCGGUGAAAGAAGACUAUUUGCCAGAACUUCAAACGCCGGUGUUCUCUAAAGUUAAGUCGGGGCGAUUGAAAAAUUUACAUGACGAACUCUCCCCGACGUAUGACAAAAAACGUCAAUCAAAGUCUCCUACGAGAGCGAAGACGGUUCCUUCACCGACGAUUCAGCAACUUGAAGAUUACUUGCGGAGUUCCAAUAGAUCAAGAAGAUCCGAAACUCCGGCCAUGUUCCCGAUGGAGCCGAUCGAGGAGAAAGACAGGGAAGGACCGGACAUAGAAGGAAGGGCGACCGGUACUCCCACGGAUCCCGGCUACGUGCACUAUACGGCGGGCAAGUGGCCUGACAGAGGGAGGCAAAUACGGACGCCCAGGCACAGUCCGACGCAGUGAAUUACAUAAUGAUCGACGACUGGACUUAGUCAUCGCGAGACGCGAACUUGAUGUGGCGUGAUUAAUGAGUGGUUUGUGCAAUUAAUGGCUGAGCUGACGAGUGGCUGAGAUCGACGGAUUCGAGUAAUUAAUAAGUUUUCCGGUUUGUAUGUACGACUAAUUAACUGUUAACCAAAUAUCUUUAUAAUGCUGCCAUAGUCUGGUGUCAUAGUGGUUUAUGUGUACAGUAUUCCGAUUUUUUAUAAUAGUUAUCGUUUUACAAGCUUUUAUCUAACUUUACCUGUUAGAAGUUGUAAAUCUUGCUAGGGCCGGAUUUACUGUCUUGGAGGUCCUGGAGCAAUAACCACCCAAUUGACCAACUUCUUAUGUUUACUUACCUUAUUUUCUCUAAAGUUCUUUUAAUUACCUUAAACACUGUUAAUAUUUUAAUAUUAAUUUUAUAUGUGCAAAUAUAUUUAAUAUUAAAAAUAAAGUACGCAGGGACUUAAAACAAUUGAGAAUACUUAGUUCGACUAUGUUUUAGAGCUAUAGUCGUCAUUUGUCUUUGUUUUUAUAUAUAUGUGUGACUCAUUUCAUCAAACUUUAGCUAGGUUUCAUUGUAAUUAGUUCCCAUACAUAAGAUAAAUUAAUAUAGCUUGUAUUUGAUAUCUACAAAUUUUUUGUGUUCGUAAUAAAUUGUCGUUUAUGUAUUUUUAAUUAUGUUUUUAUUGUUGGAAAUACCUCUUAAUAAAAAUUGUUUAGCUAUUCGUUAAAGACAAAAGAAUUAAUAGUCAUGGGUUUUAAACCUCGCUUGGCGACGGAAGUUCGUUGCUCUUAAGUGGAAGAUUAAAGUUAAUUUGAAAAUAA